This is a messenger RNA of Penicillium maclennaniae, 1029 nucleotides long. Its product is annotated as eukaryotic translation initiation factor 3 subunit F. The record is from RefSeq and is a predicted model, not a curated record. NCBI's taxonomy places the organism in Eukaryota, Fungi, Ascomycota, Eurotiomycetes, Eurotiales, Aspergillaceae. Gene Ontology annotation, cellular component: eukaryotic translation initiation factor 3 complex, eIF3m. Bases 1 to 1029 code for a protein of 342 amino acids. The transcript has 3 exons. Gene Ontology annotation, molecular function: translation initiation factor binding; translation initiation factor activity; metallopeptidase activity. Gene Ontology annotation, biological process: translational initiation.
AUGGCCGACUCCUUCCUUCACCUCGCCCGUCCCUUGGGCCCCGUCUCCGUGGGCACCGCUCCCACUACGGCCCCUCUUAACGUGGUCAUCCAGCCGCAGGCCGUCUUCUCCAUCCUCGACCACUCGCUUCGCCGUAACGCCGAUCAGGAACGUGUCAUUGGAACCCUGCUUGGAACACGAUCGGAAGAUGGAGGUGAGGUUGAGGUGCGGUCCGCAUUCGCCGUGGGCCACUCCGAAGCCGAGGACCAGGUCGAAGUCGACAUGGAGUACCACAAGCAGAUGCUCGCCCUGCACCUGAAGGCCAACCCGCGCGAGGUCCUUGUCGGCUGGUACGCUACCGCCUCGGAGCUGAACACCUUCUCCGCCUUGAUCCAGAACUUCUACAGCGGCCAGGGCGACGGCACAUGGCCGCACCCCGCCGUCCACCUGACUGUUUCCACUCAGCCCGGAAAGGACCUUGAGACUCGCGCCUACAUCUCCGCACCCGUUGGUGUCACUGCUGAGCGUGCUGCCGACAGCGCCGCCUUCAUCCCCGUCCCCUACGAGCUCCGAUACGGCGAGGCCGACAAGAGCGGUCUCGAGGCCAUUGCCAACGCCAAGGAUAGCGAGGAGCGCUCCACCACCAUUACCUCCGAUGUUGAGUCUCUGGAGCGUGCGAUCGAGGAGGUCAUCUCUAUGAUCGAUCGUGUGUCGCGUUAUGUUGAGUCGGUUAUCGAUGAGGAAACCCCCGCUUCCACUGCCAUGGGCCAGUUCCUGCUGAACGCCCUUGCUCUGGCUCCCAAGGUCGAGCCCGCUGACAUUGAGCGCGACUUCAACAACCACAUCCAGGACGUCCUGGUCGUUUCCUACCUGGCCAACACCAUCCGCACACAGAUGGAGCUGUCCAACCGACUAGCAACUGCUCAGCUCACUCUGGGUGGCGGCGAGAAUGCCGGCGAAGGCAACCAGCGCAACCAGCGCGGCAACAAGGGAGGCCGUCAGAACAACCGCCCCCAGGACCGGGCUGCCACUGAGGAGGCACGCGCAUAG